AUGAAUAGGGUCUCCAGAAGCAUUUCAGAUUUGAGUGAUAAUUUGCGGUGCAGAAACAAUUGUUAUGCCUUAGAUCACAAUCAAAGGCCACACAGAGCAAGCCACCCUGCUUCUCAAGCAAUGAAGAAGCUUUGUGCAGAGCGUGGUGGUCAGCUUAGGCUCGGCCACUUCCGGCUCUUGCGCCUCCUAGGCCGAGGUGAUAUCGGAAAAGUGUUCCUGUGUGAGAUCAGCAAGUCCUUGAAGCCGCAGCCCAAUUGUUUGUAUGCCAUGAAAGUAGUGGACAGAAAGUCUCUGGCUCUGAAGAAGAAGCUGAAAAGAGCAGAGAUGGAGGAACAAGUACUGAGUGUUGUUGACCACCCUUUUCUGCCAACACUUCAUGCAAAAUUUGAAGCUCAUCAAUACACAUGUUUUGUCAUGGAUUACUGCCCAGGUGGCGACUUGUUCACGCUUCAGCAGAACCAGCCAGAUCUUCACUUUAAUGUCUCCACAGCAAGAUUCUUUGCGGCUGAGGUGCUUGUUGCUCUUGAAUAUCUGCAUAUGAUGGGGAUAGUGUAUAGAGACCUGAAGCCAGAAAAUGUGCUUAUUCAAGAAGAUGGACACAUCAUGCUCACUGAUUUUGAUCUCUCUCUUCACUUGGAAGUUCACCCCACUCUUCUUAAACAAGUUUCCAACAAUAGGAUCAUGAAGAAGAAUAAGCCAAUGCUGUGUUGCAGCGAUUCAUAUGGUUAUGAGCAUAUAGGUUCUAGAAGCACUAGGAAGAAAGCAAGCAUUAUUGGUGGUGAUAGCCAUGCACAACAGAUUGAGAUUUCAGCUGAGCCUAACAACGGAAGAUCACAUUCUUUUGUUGGAACUCAUGAGUAUUUGGCACCAGAGGUUAUCUUGGGAUUAGGCCAUGGAAGUGCUGUGGAUUGGUGGGCAUUUGGUGUGUUCCUCUAUGAGCUCUUAUAUGGAGAUACACCUUUCAAAGAUGCAACAAGCCAUGACAAAACAAUGAACAAUAUUCUCAGGAAACGGUUGAGUUUCCCAAGAUCAGGAACAAUAACACAUUCUGGGGAGGAUAUUGCCAAGGCAGAGGAUCUUAUUGGGAAGCUUCUUAUCAAGAAUCCAAAGAAGAGAAUGGGAUACAACAGUGGAUCUUGUGAGAUUAAGAGACAUGAGUUCUUUCAGGGGAUUAACUGGGCCUUAAUCAGAUCAGUUAAACCACCUCUUGUUUUCAAGAACAAGUCUGCAGGUCAACAACCUCAUCAAAUACCUUUCUUCUGA
This is a messenger RNA of Arachis stenosperma, 1263 nucleotides long. Its product is annotated as protein kinase PINOID 2-like. NCBI's taxonomy places the organism in Eukaryota, Viridiplantae, Streptophyta, Magnoliopsida, Fabales, Fabaceae. Gene Ontology annotation, biological process: protein phosphorylation. The record is from RefSeq and is a predicted model, not a curated record. Gene Ontology annotation, molecular function: ATP binding; protein serine/threonine kinase activity. The coding region runs from base 1 to 1263 and encodes 420 amino acids. The transcript has 2 exons. Gene Ontology annotation, cellular component: nucleus; plasma membrane; cytoplasm.